Peronospora matthiolae is the source of this 2049-nucleotide messenger RNA. The record is from the annotation of a GenBank genome assembly. NCBI's taxonomy places the organism in Eukaryota, Oomycota, Peronosporomycetes, Peronosporales, Peronosporaceae.
AUGCACUCGUCCGAGUCUUUUCGCGCCUCGUCGCGCUCGGUUCCACGACGACGCUGGGACCCUGACACGAGUGACGACCGCGGACGCAGCACCACCUUGUUCUCUUCUUCUUCUUCUUCAUCUGUGAAAGACUUUAGCCAGGCGCUCCCCCAAUACGCUGCAACAGAGAGGUACCGGCACCCCAUGAUGAGUCGGGACGUUGUUGCUGGUUUUCCUGCAGUAGAUCAUACAACACCUCGUCGCUGCUGGCCCUUGUCUACAGAGACGUCGCCACCGGGGUACGACUAUCCGCUCAAUGACGAAUCCAUUGGCCCGUACGACUCGAGACCGUCGUCGUCGUCGUUAUUGAUGGAUUAUCGCAAAGGGGGAGGCACUCCACAUGGAUAUCGAGCAAGUGACCAGGUCAACGUUCAAGCAGUACAGGACUCGCCUGCCGGAGAUCAUGAUCGGACAUCGAGAGCUUUCCAGAUGGACUAUGACCUUGAGCCCCAGCACAGUCAAACGGAGCUGCAACGCUUUUUGGAGUCGAGAGGAUCGUACCGAGCCAUGAGCGGUGUUCCACGACAAAGUGCUGGUCACCAGGAGCUCUACGCUCGAGAAAUGAGGGGGAGAGAAGAACCACCGGACGAUGUCCAAUUAUUUGACCACCCGACUCGACUCACAAGUCUUCCAAGGAGUCUGCCGUCCCCUUCGUUGCUGCCUUUUGGAUCACUCUCGAGUGAUGCAACGAGAGAAGUGCAAAGCCGACGCUACAGUGUCAUGUCGCCCCCGACUGCGCACAGUUUUCGAUUCGGGGAGCUGCGGUCGGACGAGAUGCCGCUCGAACCUGCUACGGUAAAUCUGUAUCCAGUUGAAGCGUCAGGUGCUGGAGCGCCCGUGUCUCGACGACACGAGCUCACGCAGGAGCCGGAUUUAUCUCGACAGCGCGCGCAUCACCCCAUACUAAGAGGACCUCAUUAUGGCGAACAUCCGGACAACAAUGAGACAGUGCUGGCCGACAGACGACCAUCGCUUGGUCCAGAGUUGUCUCGUGUCCGACUUGAUACUGAAAGUCGACCAAUGUACAAAGACAUGGCUCUUGCGUCGUCCGCAAAUACUCGUAGAUCCCAGCACGACGACUACAGGAACCUCUUACCAAGUGGCGGUGCGCGUUCUAUUGCCGGCUUGUCGUCGGAGCCACUACGACAACAUAGUCGAGUCAUUGCACGUCCGCAAACGGGCAAGCGACCACGACCACAUGACCCAUUCAUGUAUGCGCGUACAGAAGACUUGACUAUGACACGGCAAAGACCGAGAGCCACGAUGGCUUCUACUAUCCUUCCUGCUGCUAUUUCCGGUAUUGCAUCGCUCUACGGAAAAGAAGAGGAGACACAACCUAAGCGCCGCUGCGGUCGCAAGAGUAUGAACUACUCAUCCGAGCAAAAGCGCGAGCGCAAUCGUGCAGCUGUGAAGAAGUGUCGACAGCGUCAGGCUCUGAAACUGGAAUAUCUACGGCAUAAGGCCGAAUCGCUGACAGCCGAGAACCAUGCUCUCUCGGAGAUGCUGCUCCAGGAUGCAGAGUUGGACGAAGGACAGCGCGCUUCGUUGAUGCGCGGUAUUCAGAUGGACAUUUUGCUCAAACUUAAGGAGAUUUUCACGCAGAGUCUGCCCAAAGAUUUUGUGCUUGACGCAGACUCGAUCUGGGAUCUGGACUCGGUACUGACCGUAUCGAUGCCGUCGCGUUGCUACUAUGGCGUCGAGAGCAUCAAGGAUUUCUGGCGAACUUCGUUGCGUAUGCGCAACAAGGGCAAGAUCCGUUCGUUCUGGGCGUGGCUGUUUCGUCUUCCACCAGGUGACCGCUUUUCAAAGUUUGAGAUCCAGCCGUUUUCACCGACCUCGAAUCUGUACUUUGUCUCGUGGACGACGAAAUCAAGCCCGUCGUUGGCUGGAUCGAUGAUAAUCAUGUUUGGUGAUGGUCACCGCGUUACACUCCACGUCGAGUGCUUUGGCUGGCUCAUUUGGCGGUACUUGCUUACGAACAAGCCGUUUCCGGAUACAUCGUUGGAUUGA